UAGGCCUUCUUUGAUUGGUAAGGUUUAGCGAUUUUGGAGGAUAUCAUGAAUAGAACGAAGGUACAACGCUCCUCUUCUGCUUAAAGGUAAGCGUUCAGAAUAUGAACUUUGAAUAAAUCUGUGCUGCCCAGAUUCAAGGGAAGCUAUGUGCAAGCUAUGGAAACAAGUUAAAAACAAUAUUAGUUUCAGACAUCAGCUUUCAGGACAAGAUGAUCCAAAUUGUACUCCAGAACAUGUUGCAGAAGACAGCAAUUCUCAUUUCAAGCGUACAACCCUGUCAAAAAGACAAGUGAUUUACAUUCUUCUAGCACCUAUUUUUGGUGCUACAACUAUUGUGACAGCCAAUCUCUCAUACCGCGGUGGAUUUAUAUCAAAGACAUUAUCGGAUUGUUGUAUUGUUGGUGGCGUUGCCCUCAUUAUACUCGGUCCUUUGCUUACAAUCAUCUAUAUCAUCUACAAAAGAAACAAAUUUUUGAGAAGAUCUCUGGACAUCGAGAAAGUUAGAUUAUUUUCAACUAUCAUCGAGCAGGAUAGACUAAAAAACAACAACAACGAGAAUGUGGAAAGAGAUCCAGACGCUACAACUUUACCCGACUAUAAACCGGAUUCACACUGCGGACUACUUGUGGAUAAACCAACAUCUUUACUGAGAGAAAACGAAGCCACCCAGGAACACAAAACAUCCGUUAACACUGACUAAAAUCUAAGGACUAAUUUCAGGGAUGGGCAAGCUACUUUUAAUUUGUAGCCGGCUAGGCUACAGCUACUUUUUUCCAAAAUGUAGCCGGCUACACUACAGCUACAAUUUUGCAAAAAGUAGCCAGCUACUUUGGGCUACUU
This is a messenger RNA of Pomacea canaliculata, 840 nucleotides long. RefSeq lists its product as uncharacterized. The coding region runs from base 146 to 700 and encodes 184 amino acids. NCBI's taxonomy places the organism in Eukaryota, Metazoa, Mollusca, Gastropoda, Architaenioglossa, Ampullariidae. The transcript has 8 exons. The record is from RefSeq and is a predicted model, not a curated record.